Penaeus chinensis is the source of this 4834-nucleotide messenger RNA. RefSeq names its product actin-binding protein IPP-like. Gene Ontology annotation, molecular function: protein binding. The record is from RefSeq and is a predicted model, not a curated record. NCBI's taxonomy places the organism in Eukaryota, Metazoa, Arthropoda, Malacostraca, Decapoda, Penaeidae. The transcript is spliced from 9 exons. Bases 210 to 1985 code for a protein of 591 amino acids.
UUCUAAGCCCUAAAUCCAACAGAGAGAGAGGAAAGAGAGUGAUAUUCUUCUAAAUACAACCGGAAUAGGUGACCGCCUUCUCUUCCAUCACAGUCGUCUGCUUGUGUUUGUUGCCUCCAUCUUAAGCCAGGGAAGGAGGAAGGAACCUUGUUGUGAAUCAAGGACUUUAAAGGAACGGAAACAUUCAGGUGGAGCGGCUCAAAGGGUGCAUGAGGAUGGCGGCGUGUGUGGGGAUCUUGCCCCCCGCCCAGGGUGCCCCGUCCUCACUGGGCAGCGAUGCACAUCGCUAUGCCUGCAAAUCAUAUGCCAACAAAUUGCUCCAAAAUUUGUGCACUCUAUGGCACUCACAACACUUCUGUGAUGUGGAAAUAUCAGCCGGGGGCUUUGUUGUAAAAGCUCAUCGGGCUGUUUUAUCUGCUGGAAGUGCAUACUUCCAAGCCAUGUUUACUGGUGGCUUAGCUGAAGAAACUCAGACUUCAAUUGAAAUAAAAUCUAUCACUCCUAAUGUUUUAGCUCAGCUUAUAAACUUCAUAUAUACAGGAGAUAUAGAGGUAACAGUGGAAAAUGUGCAGGAACUCAUGGUUGCAGCAGACAUGCUAGAGAUCAAUAGUGUAGUUCAUGUUUGCACAAACUUCCUGAAGAAAGAACUCCACCCUUCCAAUGCCAUUGGAAUCUACAGAUUUGCAGAAGCUCACCAUUUAGUAGAAACAUUGGAAAUAGCAAGAGAUUUUAUUUUUGCCAACUUCUCAGAAGUAGUAACAGAAGAAGAGUUUUUGGAGACUCCUCGCGAAGUGUUGAUUCACCUCCUCCAGUCAGAGUAUUUGCGCAUUGAUUCAGAAUUUCAAGUAUUUUCUGCAGCAAUUCGGUGGAUUGGGCAGGACAUAACAACUAGGAGACGUUAUGUGUUUGAAAUUUUGAACCAUGUUAGACUUCCAUUAAUUCCAAGUAAAUUGCUAGAAAAGUCUAUCAAUGAAUGCUGUGAUAUCAGUCUUAAAGUUGCUCUCAGAAGCAUCCAAAAGGACUUGUUGAGUAAGAGAGGGAGUUUGGUGCCUCUGUAUGUCCAACCGAGAAUCUGUGCACGAAAGAAAAUCUAUGUGAUUGGAGGCUCAAAGAGAGAGCUUAUUAGUUCAUGGACAAGAUCAGAGUGUACAUUUGAAAGUGUUGAGUGCUUUGAUACAUACAGGAAGGUAUGGCAGAGAGUUUGUCCUAUGGAAAUUGGAAGAAUCCUACCUGGCAUAGCUGUGUUAAAUGGCAGAAUAUAUGUUGUGGGAGGAGAACAGGAGUCACAGAUCCUGGCCAAUGGUGAAGUCUAUGACCCUCAGGAAGAUAUGUGGACUUGUAUGGCAUCAAUGGUUAUCCCAAGGUGUGAAUUUGGACUUUGUGCUCAUGAGGGCUAUCUCUAUGCUUUUGGUGGCUGGGUAGGGGAAGACAUUGGGGGAUCAAUUGAAAGGUACGACCCUAUUGCUGACGAAUGGAGACUUGAGUCCAACAUGCCAGAAGCCAGAUUCAGCAUGGGUGUUGUAGAACAUCAUGGGCUCAUCUACAUUGUUGGAGGAUGCACCCACAGUCAGCGUCAUCUCCAUGACCUCCUUUGCUACAACCCAGUGACAGGAGAGUGGCAGAACCUAGCACCCAUGUUAACUCCUCGUAGCCAGAUGGGUGUUUCAGUUUUAGAUGGUUUCCUUUAUGUUGUAGGAGGUACCAACAGGCACAAUGUUCUUACAUCAGUGGAGAGAUACUCCUUUGAGCAGAAUAAAUGGUUUGAGUGUCCUCCCAUGUCUGUGGGCAGAGCAAGUCCAGCUGUUGCAGCAACAAACUCUCUUUUGUAUGUCAUAGGUGGUGAUCAAACUAGUGAAGUCAAUGAUUUUUACAGAGCCCAGGUAACAAUUGCGCAUGUGGAAUACUUUGAUCCCAUCACCAACAGCUGGGUGGACUGCACUGCCUUGCCAGAGAGUAGGUCAGAGGCAGGGGCGGUUGUCAUUUGACCCCCUCCUCCCUCACAGCUCCCAACUCCCCCCAAACACAAGAGUCACCGGCCAAACCUCAAUGAUCCAGAGUGUCCUAGUUUAACCAGAAAGGUCAGUAUCAGCCGUCAUUCCCAUAGUCCAAGACAGCCGGCAUGAAAGUUACUUUUCGGCAGAUUUGGUAAAUGUGAUAAUGAUGUGGAAUAAAUAUGUUCAAGCGCUUAUUUCAUUUCUUAUGAAAUGGCAUUUUAUAGCUCCAGAUUUCUAGAAAGCUCACUAUUAAAGUAAGGAUUUUAAAAAGCAUUUACAUGAAAAUGCAUGCAUAUUGGAGUGGGUUACAACAUAAAGCAUAUCAAGAUAUUUUUAAAUAAGAAGAAAUUUUCCAUUAAAAUUUUUUGAUGGCUUUAAAUGGUCUGGUUGAACAUUUGAAUAACUAAAUCACAGUACUGCACUUUAUGAACAAGUGCAGUUGUUAUCACCAUAGUCUGCUGUGUGGUGUAAAGUAACCAUAUCAUCCUUGCUUGAUUAAGUUAUCUUACUUUUUAAAGUCAAUGAAGAGAAAAAAUAUUAUAAGAUGGUGGUGCAAAAAUAUGUCAUUUUUAUGCCUUAGUAGAAGUAUAGUUACCUUUAGUAAUGAAAAUUCUAGGCAGCUCAAUAUUCUUUUAUGAUAAAUCUCCUACUAUCAAGCUUGAAACUUGGUUGAAUAUGUUUUUCCAUAAUAAUAUUCUGCUGUAUAAAAAUAUGUAAUUAAUUACUUGAUGGUAUGACUUUACUUAUACUUGAGCCUGACAACUAACAUAAUCUCUGGGUUUUAGAAGCAUAUUUUUACUUUCCUGAAAGGAAAAUAAUUCCACUGAAUGAAGAAAGAGUGCCAUAAAUUUGCCUUUGUUCUUUCCUUCUCACUAAUUUUGGCAUGUAAAUGCACUUUAUAAUUCAUGUAUGAGAAUUUGUACAAAUACAUUUGGUUCAUAGUUCCAUUUUUAAAUAAGCACCUUCUAGUCCUCCCUGUUUAUACCUUUCAUUAAAAAAGAAGAACGAAAAAUGGACCAUUAUUUGUUAUUGAUAAUUUAUAACAUUUAAAAUUAUGAGGCAAUAUUUAAUUACUAAUUUUCUCCAACCAAUUCAUUUUUCAUUGUUGUUUUAUGACGCUUGUGAAAAAUCAUUAUUCUGUAAGGCUUUAGGGGUACUUACAAUGUAAGUACUCAAUCAGUAGAUUCAUCUUAGUAUUAUAAUGGAAUUGCCAUGGAUCUUCCAAGCGGCAGUUGACAGAGAUCUCUAUGUUGGUCAUGGGCCUGGUGUGCUUCUCGAAUAUAUGUUGGAGGAAAGUUCCCUCUCCUGUUAGUGUUCAAAGAUUUCUUUUUUUUUCUUCUUUUCUCUUUCAUUCUGUUUUUUAACCAAUUCCUGAAAAAUCUCUGUGGAUAUGAUAUAUCAAAAGGUAAUGAAUGAGGAUUUAAUAUGUAAUAAUUGUGUAGGUAGAUUCAUUUCAUAUUUGUUUUUGCUCAUAAGAGUAGGUAAAACAUUAUGCAUCAUUUAGUGAGAAGAGCACACAGCUAUGGAUAAGGAAUAUUAUGCCUCUUUGAAUUGUUAGAAUAGAUAGUUGUUGUGACAGGAAGGAAAAUUUAGGAAUAACCACAUUAAAAUGUGGCAUUGAAUCUGCAUGAGAAUUAUCUGCUUGUCACUGCCUUAUUUACACAAAAUCAUGUGCUUUAUCUGUACAUAAUAAAGCUUUGUCUAAUGAUGUUGUGUACUUGUUGUUGUUUACAUUUUUUUAUUGUGAUUUAAGGCUUGACUCAUGAAUCUAUUGAUGAUGUAUGACUACUCAAGCUUUUCAGUAAAAGGUGUUAGUAUGGUAUAAAAACUUCCAGUUAUGCUUGUAUGUUAAUAGUGUCGCAAAUAUGACACCCUGUUUUUCACUUGCAAGUGGACUUUAGUGGAUCUGUUGUUUUUGAAAUGUGCACAGAUGUCAAAUACAGACAGCUCUGGGUAGUCCUAAGUAGCACGAUUUCCAUCUGUUUUGUACCAUUAAACACUAUAUAGCUGGUUAUCAGUAGACUUUUUUUGAGAUGUGUCUUCUAUAUAGUAGUAGUAAGUACUUUUACUUGCUCUUUCUAUUUGGUAAGUAAUAGGGAAACUGCUUUAGGUCUUUGUAAUACUAUCUUCAAAACACGGUGGAGCACUGAUCUAUGUGAAGUAAAUCGAAUCCAUACGUUUACAUUCAUCCGUCUCAAGAGUUAAUCAAAUUUGUUGUCUUCAUUCUCUGUGUUUUGUCAUAUAUUGUUUAUUCAGACUUUAUAACCAAAGAUUGUAAAACUAAUAACCUUUUUGAGUGAUGUAUGAAUUACUGUUUAGAGUGUGUCAUUGUCCUAAGAAUAAUAGUAUGUAUGUUUGUUUAUACAGAUAAAUAAUGAUAAUUCUAUUGGAUUUUAAGUUUAUUUGAUGAUUUCAUUAGGUUAUAAAAAGAGGAUAUGAUAUAUUUGAAACCAAAGAUUAUAUAGAUAUAUAUUCCUAUUUAUUUCUGUGAGAAUCCAAACAUAUACAUAUAUAUUGAAUAUUGAGUUGCAGAACUUUAUUAAUCUAAAACCUUUCCCAUUUUGUUUAACAGUUGCUGUUUUUGUAUAACUAAACUGGUAGUCUUGAUUUCUGCACAAAAAUGUUAUGCAAGAUCAUACUGGUUAAAGUUAGACAUUGUAUAUUACAAUGUAAUUUUUAUAUUUUUGAAGGUAUAUAAUUUCAUUUUCUAUUUCUUCAGGUAUUUAGCUUGUUUAUUAUUUACUUUAAUUCCAAACAUUGUGUGUUUGUAAUUGCACUGUUAGUUGUGAAGAUGGACUUUGUAAAUGUUCAGAGUUCGUAAAUAAAAAUUGAAUGAUCAA